UGUAAUUCACUUUAGGCCAUGGCACAAACAACAAUCGUCCUUUCAAUUUUACUUCUCAGCUUCUUCGCGAAUACUGUAGCACCUAAUCAGAUAUGUAAAAUUGUUCUGCCUCACAAAUUAAGAUAUCUUGAAAACAUGUUAAACGCAGAAGUCAUAGCUAAAGCCGCAAAACUUCGACAAAGAAUGGAAGCGAAUCCAAACAUUCAAGACAGUGAGAAAAAUUGGCCGAUAUUACUUGCUAAGUUCCAAACAGAUGAAAAGUAUAAAAAACUCGCACCUUAUGCAUAUAAUAAUAUAUACGGAAGACGAAUUCCAAACUUGUAACAGCAGUACAGAUAAAUAUUUUUAGUUCCUAAGCUUUUGUUUAAUAAUGUCAAAGAAUCGUAAUUAAAACAAA
Papilio xuthus (Asian swallowtail) is the source of this 397-nucleotide messenger RNA. RefSeq lists its product as uncharacterized. The record is from RefSeq and is a predicted model, not a curated record. Bases 19 to 324 code for a protein of 101 amino acids. NCBI's taxonomy places the organism in Eukaryota, Metazoa, Arthropoda, Insecta, Lepidoptera, Papilionidae. The transcript is spliced from 3 exons.